GAAGGCAGAGACAACACUGAGCCCAGAGCCAGGGAGAGGUCCCGGGGCUUUGCAAACACAAUGUGCCUCGUUGCACAAUCACAAAGGGAUGGACGGGGAGGAGGCAGGGGGAGGAAAAAAAAACCGGGGGCCCCAAGCAGAACAACAUCCAAGCCCUGCAAAAGCCUCCGAGCUGUUGGCCACCGGGACACCUCGAGCUGCCAGAGAAGUGACGCUGGUUGACACCAUCCGGGCGCCGAGCAGCAGAUGUUACUGGCUGCCACCACCCCGCACACCGUUUUCCCUGGCAGCAGGAGCAGAGCCCUCCCGGCCGGGUCAUCCCCUGCCCCAACCCACAGCCUCCAACCCCACACACAUCCGUGAGCCCCUCUCCAGCCUCCCUGCCCCACUGCAAGCUGCAAUUGCAAUGCUUUCCUGGGACAGUGAGGUGCUGCCAGCUCCAUUAAAUCCCACAGAGGCUCAGAGAGCACGAAACCUCUCCCUGCUUUACCAGGGAUUUACCUCUUUUUGGGCAGCACAGCCCCUUGUGCUCUUUCCCCACUCAAAGGCAGGAUUUCUCUGAAUACCCCAGAGUGAGCAGCUCUCUCCCUGCAGCCCAGGGCCCCGCGCUGUGUCGCGGUGAGCUGUGCUUUCCAGGCAUGCUCUUCCUUCCCCGGCAGCCUCGCGUCCUGGCACCGUCCCCACUGUACAGCUUGUCCCUCGCCACCCCGUCUGCGAACCACCCGCACAUUCCUCCCCCUCGCAGCGAGGCCUGCGGAUCGAUAAGGAUCUUUGUGAGGCUCCCCCAGGGAGGAGGAUGUUUUGGCUGGGAAAUAUCGAUGGGAAGCGAGGAGAAAGCAAGCCCAGAGGGAGCCGGGCACCUGCCAAGCUCGCUAAAUAACUCCAGGCUCCUCGGCAGACCUGGGCGUGCUGCUGGAGCCGGGCACGGAGCAGGAGGCGAUGGGCGGGCAGGGCUCCUCCUUCUCAAUCCUUGCAGGAGGAAAUGCUUCGACAAAAAGCCAAAGCUGGAGCAUGCAGAGAUGGGGACUGGGGGGCUGCAUCAGUGCCCACUGCCCCCCAGCUUUGCAGGACCCCCAGGGGGUCUGCAUCCCCAGCUGGUGAGCUGCAUAGCAGGGAGUGCUGCGAGCUCCCAUGUCCCCAACCACGGUCACCCAGCACACACACACCCCCCCUAUGCCCCCCCGGGAGCCUCGCUGGGGACCCCCCAAUCCCCAGCAGGAUGGGCACAGUCUGCAGAAAUGCCAGCUUGGCAUCUCUCUCCUGCCAGACUGAAGACAAAUUCCUGCUGUCACAGUGGCUCUUUGGUAGGCAAUUUAUUUACCUUGGAUGCCGCAGCCUUAUCGUUCAUGGAAAUGUUUAUCCUAAAUAUUUAAUAGCAGGGCUGCAUAAACGGAGGCUUCCUGGGGAAGAAGCCCAGGCUGCAGCCGGGGCAGGCAUAACGUCCUUUCCCUUGGUACUGCAAAAGUUAAAGAUACUUUCUCACUUCUCCCCAAGAAUCACAUCCUCAGCACCUCAAAAUCAGAGAUUUUUUAAUCUGGCCAGAAGCCUCUUCAUCACUUCCUGAUGAGAAACACAGGAGACCUAACAACAGCCCUUUUAAAAACAACAUCCCCGAUUCCACUAACUCGUUAAACAGAGAGAGCCUGAAAAGUGCCAACACUCCUAUGAGAAAAGACGGGAGGGAGAGAGAGAGAGAGAGAGGGAGGAAAGAAAAAGCAGGUUAUUUAUAACGCCAGGCAGCAUUAGGGUCUCUUCAGUCUCUCCUGCAAACUGUCUGCUGCUAGGAGGUCACUCCCCAAAAAACCUGCCGAGCCCGUGACCUGCAAGCACAAUAUUUGGUCUGGGAUCUAGGGCGGGCACCAGCCUUUGCAAACCGGGCGCCGCACUCACAUGCUGCUUGACACACGGGAGAUCCCGGAGCAGAGCAGCGAGGCUUUGGAAAGGAGGCUCUCAGCUUGGUCCCCCCAGCGCCCGCACCAUGCGCUGGGCCACCGUCGUGCUCAUCGCUGCGCUCUGCGGGGCCUCCCUGGGCCAGUACAACGAGGAGGAGGACCUGGCGUGGUUGCAGUACUACAUGCGGCAGUCCCGAAUGUCCUCCUACAACUACAUGCCCUACUACGAGGAUGAGAACAGCCCGUACGUUUACUCAUACCUCCCGGCUCCCGACACGGAGGCAGAGCCCGGCCCUGAGCCUCAGCAGGCCCCUUCCUGGCAGUGUCCCCAGGAGUGUGACUGUCCCCCCAACUUCUCCUCGGCCAUGUACUGCGACACCCGCAACCUGAGGUACCUGCCCUUCGUGCCCACCCGCAUGAAGUACGUCUACUUCCAGAACAACCAGAUCACCGCCAUCCAGGAGGGGGCCUUCGACAACGCCACGGAGCUCGAGUGGCUGGCGCUGCACAACAACCAGAUCACCAGCGAGAAGAUGGGCAAGAGGGUCUUUGCCAAGCUCAGAAACCUGGAGAGGCUGUACAUGAACAACAACAACCUGACCAAGAUGCCCAGCCCCCUGCCCCGCUCCCUUAGAGAGCUCCAUUUGUCCUACAACCAGAUCUCCAAGGUCCCCUCCAAUGCUCUGGAGGGCCUGGAGAACCUCACAGCCCUGUACCUCAGCCACAACUACAUUUUUGAGAUGGGAGCUUCUCUCAAAGGGCUCAAGUCCUUGAUCCUGGCUGAUCUGAGCUACAACCACCUCAGGAAAGUCCCUGACGGGCUCCCAAUGGCCCUGGAACAGCUCUACCUAGAGUACAACCACAUCAACGCCAUACCCGAUGACUAUUUCAAGGUUUCUCCCAAGCUGCUCUAUGUACGGAUGUCCCACAACAGCCUGACGAACCAAGGUCUCUCCACCAACACAUUCAACAGCAGCAGCAUCCUGGAGCUGGACCUCUCGUACAACAGGCUCCAGAAGAUCCCCCGGGUCAGCACCCACCUGGAGAACCUCUACCUCCAGGGGAACCAAAUCAACGAGUUCUCCAUCAGCAGCUUCUGCACCGUGGUGGAUGUCAUGAACUACUCCCGGCUCCAGGUCCUGCGGCUCGAUGGGAACGAGAUCAAGCGCAACGCGGUGCCCCCCGACGCCCCGCUGUGCCUGCGGCGUGCCACCAUCAUUGAGAUCUAGCCUGGUCCCCCCCCCCCAUGGUCCUCAGGACUUCGCUCCCCCGUCCCUGGGGAGACACUCACUCCCAUUUUAAUGCAGCUUGACGGUUUGACUUGGCUUCUGCAAUAGUGCAAUAAGGGUGCUCCAACGCCGGCCCACGUGGGUGGGCAGGAUCCGUUCAGCCCCAAAAGUCCCCCCCCUUCCCGGCUCUCUGGCCACGCAGGGUGGGACAGGUCCCAGCACAAAUCCCACCGUGGCCAUGCCCCAGCCCCUGUGGGAGGGAAGGAGGAGAGAUCAUCCCAUCUCCAAAACCCAGCUCCAUUUGGGGGGUUCAGGUGUGGGUCCUGCAGAACCAGCACAGUUAACGGGGCUCACCUUGGGCCAGGCUUUGGUGGUCCUUGGGAGCUGCACGGGUAAAGGGUUAAAGGUGCUCUGGCUGCCAGCAUCCCUCUCUCUAGGAUGGGGAAGAGUAAAUCCACUCUUUCCUCUCAUUUUUUCCCUCCUUUCCCCCAGCCAUAAAGCUCAUGGGAGAGAAACUUUUCCUGCUGCUGCCGAGCAGCCAUCAGCUGCUGAGCUUAGAGAGAAACCCUCCCAACCCCUGGUUUGGGCCAGGACCAGGGGCGAGGGAUGGGCACCUCACAGCACCAGCGCCCUGCAGAGCUCGGGGUUGUGCCAGAAGCCAGCCCCUCACCCCCAAUGCCCCCUCCCCGGGGAACAGACACUGAGUGCUGCAGCCAGAGGCACCCGGGAUCACGUUCAGCUGUGGCACGAGGGCAGCUGGGGCUUAUAUGGGGUCUGCAUGGGGCACACAGAUCUGCCAAAACCAGACCACUCUGCUGUGGAUGCCCCUGAUUACCAGGAGCAGAGCUUGGUGUAACACAGGCCCAACGCAGGUGAGGUGCAAGGGCCAGGCAGGAUCCACCUGGGUUUAACAAGGGAGGGAUUUUGCUGCUCCUAAAAUCCUGGGAUCUGACCCCUAAAGCUCAUCCGUGCCUGCAGGGUCCAUCCUGGCAUGAAUCAACGCAGUGUGCCCGGCUCUACCCUGCCCACCAGCAUGGCUCAGAGCUCUCCCCCGCCCCGCUAAUUGGGGUCUCUCAUUGAAAACGAUCUAGCAGCACCAUGCGCAUCGAUCAGCAGCACAUCCCCAUUCACCAAGAGCCAAAACACCCCCUUGGUUCUUUGGACGGCUUAGUUUGAGAACCAAAGGGGCAGCUGAGCUUUGGAGAUGACCUGCAAAGCUGAAGAGGUCAUCUCGACCCUCUGCAUUUAAACUGCAUGCUAACACUAUAGAAACAAAAACCCAAAAAAAACCUGUACUAUCACCGACGCAUGAACUGUAGAUAUCAUACCGACCAAUAAAGCCCUUUCUGUAACUGCA
Cygnus olor (mute swan) is the source of this 4478-nucleotide messenger RNA. RefSeq names its product fibromodulin (gene FMOD). The transcript has 4 exons. Lineage: Eukaryota; Metazoa; Chordata; Aves; Anseriformes; Anatidae. Gene Ontology annotation, molecular function: protein binding. The coding region runs from base 1979 to 3121 and encodes 380 amino acids. The record is from RefSeq and is a predicted model, not a curated record.